AUGGCGCCAGUGGCGAUAAUUGCGCUCCUACCUGUGCUGAUACUACCUAUCGCCGCCGAUGAUAAUGUUGGAACGCCAGUGCCGGAAGCACAAAUACACUCACAUCUGGACCCGGUUCUAUUAGGUGAUCAUGAAGACCCCUUGCAUGGCGCAGGUGCUGUCUACCGUGAGCCGCUUCCACCACCACCGAAGAACACAACAACAAAUGAACAACCUGCUGCUACCGGAGGUGGAAAGAAGGUCUCAGUCACAGAAAUCAGCUUCGAUAGUCUAAUAGAUGACCUUAUUUGGUGUGGAAAUGACCACUCAGCAGUACUACUCAAGACACAGAGUGGAAGGUUAUACCGCUCAGGUGACGGUGGAAAGCAGUGGACGGAAAUAACACAUCUUUUCCAAGGAAAUGCACGUAACGACCCAUAUCGCGUGGACUCCAUUGUGGUGUGUGAAACAGACAGGAAUGUGGUAGUAGUAAUCGGCGACUCCAAAACACACUUCAUAUCGGGGAACGCAGGACAGAGCUUCCAACCACUAGCCUAUGAAGGAACCGUAAACAUGUGGGUAUUCCACCCAGUCAAACCUUCGUGGGCUAUGCUCAGUUCCUGGGAAGGAGCUUGCUUCGCCACGGAUAAUGACGAGGAUUGUGUUCACGCAGUCUUCGUUACGAGGGAUAUGGGAAGGUCAUUCCAACGGGUUGCUAAAUAUGUAGCACAAUUCAGCUGGGGAGAUGUUGCCGCUAAGUCGGAAGAUCGCAUAUACUAUAGUAGAUACGCACUGGAGUCAGGAGACCAACCAAAACAAGACGGUUGGAACAACAAUAUCAGCUUCAUGUAUACCGAUGACUUUGGUAGAAACAGCGUUCUUAUUAUGGAAGGAGGUAACAAGUUUUUGGUAUCUGGGAAUUACGUUUUUGUUGCUAAAGUAUCAGACCCUGUCAGACAGACGGUGAACCUGUACGUCAGUACCGACAACGCCGAAACAUUUAAUAAGGCGGUGCUUCCAGUUGAACUCGAAGAACGAAGCUACACCAUUCUAGACACAUCAGAGGGCGCUGUCAUUAUCCACGUAGGACAUGAAUACGAAGGAGGUGACACAGAAGUGGGAAACGUAUACAUCUCAGAUGCAUCGGGACUUAGAUACUCUCUCUCACUUCCAAACAAUAUCAGGGCUGCUUCGGGAGAAUGUGAAUUCGACAAGGUCUACUCCCUAGAAGGAGUCUAUCUAGCCAACUUUAGGGAUGACUCUGGUGGUGUACUGAAUCCAAGGAAUAAGUUCAAGACACACAUCGAUGGCACCAAGAGCCAACUCGAACAGAAACGCAGAAGGCAUGUACCACACAACAAAAUAGAACCUGACAUCCGUACUGUUGUCUCUUUCAACAAAGGUGCUGAGUGGCAUUAUCUCCAGCCUCCAAAACGGGACUCGGAAGGUAAAGCCUACGACUGUGAGGAAGGCAAAUGUUUUUUGCACCUACACGGAAUAACGCAAUACAAGAAUUUUGCUCCGUUCUAUUCAGUAGAACAAGCAACAGGUCUGGUACUUGCUACCGGUAACGUCGGAGACAGACUUAGUUUCGAUCCCGCUCAAGUUAACACUUUCCUAAGUCGUGACGGUGGGCUCACUUGGGUAGAGGCCCACAAGGGUGCCUUUAUCUACGAGUUCGGAGAUUACGGAGGGCUCAUAGUUAUGGCUGAAGACCAGCGUAAGACAAAAGAGGUCGUAUUUUCGUGGAAUGAAGGUGCAACCUGGUUUGACUUCAACCUUAGCAAACACGAUCUUAGCGUCAACAAUGUCGUCAUUGAGCCUAAAUGCUCCUCUCUUAACUUCAUCCUAUACGGAAACAGAAAUGGAAUCGGUGUAGCUUUCCAUCUUGACUUCAGUGCCCUGGGCCAGCCUCUGUGUAAGGGAAUAUGGAGCAUUGACUCUAGUUCCAGCGACUAUGAGACAUGGCGUCCAACGGAUCCACAUGGUAACCAGUGUCUGCUUGGUCGUAAAAUGGCCUACAAGCGCCGCAAACAAGCUUCGGAGUGUUUCAAUGGAAAGGAAUUCAAGGCUACUGUGGAACGUGAAGUCUGCACUUGUACACCGGAUGACUACGAAUGUGAAAUCGGUUUUACACGAGCAAUCGGUAGCAACACAUGCCGUGUUGACGGCACAUGGUUGAUGCGCGAAGGUUGUACGUCCUCGAGCUUCUUCUGGGCGGAUGCAUACCGCAAAAUUCCAGGUGACGUUUGUGCAGGUGGUUGGACGCCACGCCCGGUUGCUGUGCCAUGCCCCCCGCACUCUCCGCUAUCAAAGGGCAGCAAGAUGGUACUUACCACGAUCUUGGUCCUCUCUUUCAUCAUGAUGGCCAUCGUUUAUAUCUCUCACAACGACAAAUUGAAGCACCUCUUCCACAACUACGGUUUCAAACAGUUCGGAUACGUUGCCUACUCACCUGUCAAUGCCAAGAAAGCUAUGCAGCGCGGUUCAGGACUCGGUGGCCGAUUUGAACCAGAACUUGGGUUUAUUGACGCGGAGCAGGAACAGGACGAACCCACAUUGCUUAACUAUUUCACUGGCAAUCGGGCAGCUGCAAACUCCAACCAGCAACCCCAAGCAAGGGGUGAACAGCAGCAAAUCGAACUCUUGUGA
Messenger RNA from Babesia sp. Xinjiang, 2631 nucleotides. RefSeq names its product Vacuolar protein sorting/targeting protein 10. The record is from RefSeq and is a predicted model, not a curated record. Gene Ontology annotation, molecular function: protein binding. NCBI's taxonomy places the organism in Eukaryota, Apicomplexa, Aconoidasida, Piroplasmida, Babesiidae. The transcript has a single exon. Gene Ontology annotation, cellular component: membrane; Golgi apparatus. Gene Ontology annotation, biological process: post-Golgi vesicle-mediated transport. Bases 1 to 2631 code for a protein of 876 amino acids.